Cladophialophora psammophila CBS 110553 is the source of this 1917-nucleotide messenger RNA. RefSeq lists its product as uncharacterized. NCBI's taxonomy places the organism in Eukaryota, Fungi, Ascomycota, Eurotiomycetes, Chaetothyriales, Herpotrichiellaceae. The record is from RefSeq and is a predicted model, not a curated record. The transcript has a single exon. Bases 1 to 1917 code for a protein of 638 amino acids.
AUGGGGUCCAUCACAGUGGAAACUUUGUCUGUACCGGAAUUCCUGGAGCACAAGUAUGCAGCAGAGCGGGACAAGCGUCUUCGCAGUGACGGAAAUGCGCAGUAUCUUAAUCUCAUUGAUUCAGACCGUUUCCAGCACCUCGAGGAAGACCCAUGGGUGGAUCAUGCAACACUCAAUGCCCAGGCGCCUGUGAUGACCGAUGGAUCUUCUUGCAAAGUCUUUAUACUGGGUGGCGGAUACAGCGGGCUAGUCUACGCUGCUCGACUUAUCCAAGCAGGGUUCGACGCCGACGAUAUUCGACUGGCUGAUCGCGCUGGCGGCUUUGGCGGAACCUGGUACUGGAACCGAUAUCCUGGAUUGAUGUGUGAUAUUGAAAGUUAUAUCUAUCUCCCUCUACUUGAGGAAACCGGCUAUAUACCAAAACACAAAUACUCCUAUGGCCCGGAGUUGCUUGAGCAUGCCAAAAGAGUUGCUACGCAGUUCCACCUCACGGAUAAAGCGCUCUUCCGAACGACUAUAAAGAGCAUGGAAUGGAAUGCAGCGCAAAAACGGUGGCUCGUCAGCAUGGCGCAAAAUCGAGGCCCAGGUCAAGUGUGUUUAACGCUGACAAUUCAGGCACAGUUUGUGAUCAUCGCUCCAGGCAUCUUGAAUCAUCCUAAGGUGCCAGAUAUUUCAGGACUGGACGAGUUCCAAGGGCAUGGGUUCCACACUGCGCGCUGGGACUACAGUUACACUGGUGGUUCACCCAGUGAGCCAGCAUUGACCGGCUUGAAAGACAAGAGAGUGGGUAUCGUCGGCACCGGAGCAACCGCAAUUCAAGCCAUCCCACAGCUCGCAAAUGGGGCAAAAGAGCUCUAUGUCUUCCAAAGGACGCCAGCGAGGGUAGAUGUCCGAAAUCAAAUGGCGACCGACGAAGCCGUGUGGAUUAGCAAAAUUGCUGGCAAACCCGGGUGGCAACUAGCACGGCGGCGGAACUUCAAUGCAGCCCUCGCGGGGGUUUUGGUUGAAGAGGACCUGGUCGCUGAUGGAUGGUGCGCAACACCCUCCGCAGCAGCUAGUUUGGGCAGUCCCGUGAAAGGAAUCAUCUCGCCAGAUAGAGUGAAGGACCAUGUCGCCGAAGUCUAUGCCAUGGACCAGGAGAGUUCUGAAAGGGUUCGUGCACGCGUGGGAUCGAUCUUCAAGAAUCCUGAAACCGCAGAGAAACUAAAAGCAUGGUAUCCUGCAUGGUGCAAGAGGCCGGGGUUCCACGACGAAUAUCUCGCUUCCUUCAAUCAGAGUAACGUUCACCUUGUGGACACUGAUGGCAAAGGUAUCGAGCGGCUCAACCGGAGCGGCCUCAUUGCUAACGGAAAGCAAUAUGAUGUUGACCUUUUGCUUUUCGGCACGGGAUACCAGGCCCCAGCCGCACACAGCGGGAGCCCUGCGGCCGCCGCAAAAAUCACCAUCGCCGGACGGGAAGGCAGGUCCCUGGAGGAAAAGUAUCUCUCUUGCGGGGUGUCCACACUUCACGGGAUCAGCUCGCACGGCUUCCCGAAUCUAUUUUUCUUCGGCACAUCGCAGGCUGCCUCUGCUUUCAACAUCGUCUGCAUGGUCGAUGUGCAGGCCCAACAUAUUGCAUAUAUUCUGACCGAAGCAACGCGCCAGCAUGACCAUGCGGUCGUCGAAGUCACAAAGGAAGCAGAGGAGGAGUGGGCCGCUGAGAUCGUCAAACGAGCCGCUUGGUUCGUGGUCAUGCUUGGCUGUACGCCGAGUUGGCUGAACGGAGAGGGUGCAGGCUCCAAAGAGAACAGUGAUGCGCGUGGACAAGUGAAGGAAGCCAGAUCUGCGCCUUGGGGGGAAGGAUUUCGCAGCUACGAAGACGUCCUCAAGUGCUGGCGCGCUCAAGGCGAUCUAAGAGGCAUAAGUAUAUCUGGUUGA